This is a messenger RNA of Eruca vesicaria subsp. sativa (arugula), 1008 nucleotides long. The record is from the annotation of a GenBank genome assembly. NCBI's taxonomy places the organism in Eukaryota, Viridiplantae, Streptophyta, Magnoliopsida, Brassicales, Brassicaceae.
AUGAAAGGACCUCAUAAUUCUAUCCCUUUUGUUGACCAGGGGAAACAAAGCAUUUCACUUGAACCUGGGGGUCAAUUUGAGCUUAGUGGUGCACCUCUUGAGACUUUGCAUCAAACAUGUGCUGAAGUCAAUUCACACCUUUAUCAGGUAAAAGCUGUCGCUGAGGAAAUGGGAAUUGGUUUCUUAGGAAUUGGUUUCCAGCCCAAAUUGGUUUCCAACCCAUCAUGCCAAAGAUGUGACAUAUUGAGAAACUGCAUGCCCAAAGUUUGUUUCCUUGGACUUGAUAUGAUGCUUCAAACGUGUAUUUUUCAGGUUAAUCUGGAUUUUAGCUCAGAAGAUGUUAUGAUCAGGAAGUUUCGUGCUGCAAUGGCUUUAUUUGCAAAUUCCCCUUUUACUGAAGGAAGGCCAAACGGGUUUCUCAGCAUGAGAAGCUUUGCUAAUACUUACUUGUACUACUCUGUCUUUUGGCUCUUCUCUGGUUGGUAUAGGUUUGUGCAGUAUGUUGACCAUGCACUUGAUGUCCCUAUGUACUUUGCCUACAGAAACAAGAAAUACAUAGACUGUACUGGAAUGACAUUUAGUUUCUUCAUCUUGCAGCAAUUUUUGGCUGGAAAGCUUCCUUGUCUCCCCGGUGAACUACCGACAUAUAAUGAUUGGGAAAAUCAUAUGACUACACUAUUCCCAGAGGUUCGGUUGAAGAGAUAUUUGGAGAUGAGAGGUGCGGAUGGAGGUCCCUGGAGGAGACUCUGCGCCCUUCCAGCUUUCUGGGUUCCAGUAACUGGUUUAAAGACUCCAUUUAGAGACGGUUUGUUGAAGCAUGUCGCUGAAGAUGUCCUGAAACUCGCCAAGGAUGGUUUAGAGUGUAGAGGCUACAAGGAAGCUGGUUUCUUGAACGCUGUCGCUGAAGUGGCCAGAACAGGAGUUACACAUGCGGAGAAUCUCUUGGAAAUGUACAAUGGAGAAUGGGGACAAAGCGUAGAUCCUGUGUUCCAGGAACUGCUCUACUAA